AGCCUCGUCAACCCAUCCGUCUGCGCCGAAACCCCUACCUCUCCAAUCUGAGAUCCCCACACGAGCGCGACCCGAAGCCGAAACCCUAGAGUAGAGCAGGGGCGGCGGCCAUGGCCAUCAUCUCGGACAUCCAGGAGGAGGAGGCGCCGCCGCAGCAGCCGCAGGCGGCCCCGGCCCCGGCGGCGGUCGACGUGGACCUGGAGGUCCUCGAGGCGGUGCUCGAGCGCAAGGGCGGCGCGCUCCCGUUCCUCCACGCGGCCAUCGACGUCGCGCACCGCCGCUCCGACCUCUUCCGCGACCCCUCCGCGGUUGGCAAGGUCACCGCGAUGGCCUCCGCGUGCAGGGCGCAGGUGGAGGCGGAGGAGAGGAAGGCCAGGGACGCCAAGAGGAAGGCGGCGGAGCUGGAGAAGGCCGCGGCGGCCGAGAAGGAGAGGGUGGUCAAGGCCGCGGCCGAGAAGGAGAAGCGGGAGAGCUCGGUGGUGACGGAGGAGCGCGGUGCAGGGAGCUCGGCGGAGAAGGAUGCCAGCACUGAGGUGGAGAAGAAGGAGGGCAAGGCGAACAAACCAAAUGCUGGCAAUGGUCUUGAUAUGGAGAAGUAUUCCUGGACUCAGCAGUUACCAGAGGUUAAUGUUAAUGUUCCUGUUCCUGAAGGAACAAAGUCAAGGUUUGUUGUCUGUGAGAUUAAGAAGGAUCAUCUGAAGGUUGGGCUGAAGGGCCAGCCUCCUAUCAUUGAUGGUGAGCUUCACAAACCAGUUAAAGUUGAUGACUGCUUCUGGAGCAUAGAGGAUGGGAAAGCACUGUCUAUACUGCUUACAAAGCACAAUCAAAUGGAAUGGUGGAAAUCUGUGAUCAAAGGCGACCCUGAAGUUGACACCCAGAAGGUGGAACCAGAGACUAGCAAGCUUUCUGAUCUGGAUCCUGAGACUAGGCAAACUGUGGAGAAGAUGAUGUUUGACCAGCGCCAGAAGCAGAUGGGCCUGCCAACAAGUGAUGAAAUGCAGAAGCAGGACAUGCUCAAGAAGUUCAUGUCUCAGCACCCGGAGAUGGACUUCUCAAGGGCGAAGAUAGCUUGAGAUUGGUUGGAUUCAAGGGGACGCAGAAGUUUUUGAUGGAGAAAUUGCAUCUAUCCUUGUUCUUUUCAGUUUGGGUGUCUUGUGGUUAAUUGUCUGGUUAAGGUCGCGAAGGACAUGGUUUUCGUGAUGCUUUGGAAAUAUGAGUGAACAAUGUUUUCUGUUGUUGGAACUGAUCGAUUGCCCAAUUUUCUGAAGUUUGUGUAUCGUUCAUGUGCUGUGUGCUUGACUUA
Molecule: messenger RNA, 1303 nt
Organism: Triticum dicoccoides
Lineage: Eukaryota; Viridiplantae; Streptophyta; Magnoliopsida; Poales; Poaceae
Product: protein BOBBER 1-like
Exons: 6
Coding region: 111-1073 (320 amino acids)
Biological process (GO): protein folding
Cellular component (GO): cytoplasm
Source: RefSeq, a predicted model, not a curated record